CAGCCCUUUCCACCCGCCCUUUCCACCCGCCACCACCAUGCUCCCCCUCUCCUUCCUCCCUGCCCUCCUCGCCCUCGCCCCCCUCGCACGGGCGCAGGUGACUGCCACCUACCCCAACGGCGCCACGAACCCCGACACCCCCGAGUUCGCCCCCAUCGGCUCCUAUGUCAACCAGAGCUCCGAGUCGCGCCUCAUCUCCCUCAACGGCGUCGACGACUUUUGUCUCUGGGGUCCCCGCAAUAUCUCGGCGGUGAGCACUAAUCUGAUAGGGAAUAUCGAGCCGGAAGUGGUAGCGUACUGUUCCAAGCCGAGGAAUAACGCCAGGAUCAUCCCAGACGGGGUUGUUACUGCUGCCCACUUUGUCAAGACCGCGCUGUACGUCCAGAUCUGGGGCUUCUGGGACGCGACCAGGAUCGGUAUUCCGGACGGCGACUCUGGCGGUGAACUAGACCCCCAUGGCGCUGAAAACCUCGGAAACCCAAUUGGCGGCAACGCCACUUCCAACGUCGAUGGAACCGACGUGUUUUACGAGGAAUGGAUGAGCUUUAUCUCGUACGACCAGUUCUGUCUCCGUAUCUGUACAGCCGAAACUUCAAACGUGACUGCCGCAUUGCAGUGCGAGCAUGAACUUGACAUCAUGGGUUGUGCGUUUGUCAUGGCUAUCGACGACUUUUACAACACCAACAACUCUUUCACAUCCUGCGACGGUGAACCUGCCGCCCCACCCGGUCUCUACCCCCAGGCCAACGGAUCGACCUCGACUUUCCGACAGCGAUACACCGGUACUUGGUCCAACGCCGAAACGACCGACAUGUUUACUGUAGGACAAACAGUUACGCCCAGUAGUGUUGCUUUCUACCCGGCGACAUCCAACUGCUAUACCUACUCUACCAUCUCUAACGGCAUCGACACGGCCAACUGGCAAGUAACGGCCACCCCUUCCACCCUCUCCGGUGGCUCCACCGUCGCCGUCGCCUCUGUCGGCACCACCUCCCAGUCCCCUCCUCCCGGUAUCUCCACCUCUUCCCCAACUUCUUCUUCUUCUUCUUCCGGCUCUUCUGGCUCAUCCGCCGGCAGCUCUUCCAGCUCCAACACGGGCAGCGCGUCAACCGGUGCAACAGCCGUCGAUUCUUCCGGCUCGUCCUCUGCCGCAACCAAGGCUUCCACCGUCCACGGACAAGGAAUCGUCGUCAUGGGUGUUGCAGCUGUCGGAAUGCUGUUUGGUGCUGCCGUCUUGCUUUAAAUUUGAAGAAAAAGAAAAGACCUUUUGACAAGCCCAAGCCAACUACCUCCCCGACUUUCCUAGUCGAAUCUAUCCCGCGUUCAGCCAAGCGUAGCAUUUCUCUCGCAUCUAAACCCCAGAAACUUUCGAACCAUUUAAAAUAAAUCAAUACUUGAUGUACAUAGCUAAUCAUGUCUUUUUCGAGCCCCGGAUGAUUUCUGAACGUGUCGUCUUCUUUUAUGAAUUUCUCAU
Molecule: messenger RNA, 1474 nt
Organism: Cryptococcus deneoformans JEC21
Lineage: Eukaryota; Fungi; Basidiomycota; Tremellomycetes; Tremellales; Cryptococcaceae
Product: glycoprotein, putative
Exons: 8
Coding region: 38-1243 (401 amino acids)
Source: RefSeq, a predicted model, not a curated record